This is a messenger RNA of Pediculus humanus corporis (human body louse), 2238 nucleotides long. RefSeq lists its product as uncharacterized. The transcript is spliced from 14 exons. The coding region runs from base 1 to 2238 and encodes 745 amino acids. The record is from RefSeq and is a predicted model, not a curated record. Lineage: Eukaryota; Metazoa; Arthropoda; Insecta; Psocodea; Pediculidae.
AUGUCGUACGUUUUGAUCGUUUUCGAUAUCGGGGUUCAGAAAUAUAACAAAUCCGUUAAAUACAUUAAAAAUUUAGCUUUAUCCAUUUAUAUUAAAAAUUUUUUAAACUUUUAUGGAAAAAAUUAUAAAGAAAAGAUGUCUAAUAAAAAUUUAGGAUGUCCUGAACAAGAAGUUGAUCCUUGUGCCAGUUCUUCGAGUACAAAUGCAGGAAGAAGGAGGAGGAGAUGGGGAAACGCACCGCAACCCGCGGCAGCAGCCGAUCCUAUGUUUCCAAGAACAUAUGGAGUAGAUAACUAUACGGUGAGAAGCACCGGUCCUUCACCUGUAAGCCAAACCCAUGCCUACAGACUUGGCCCUCUACCACCCGACCUUUUACAUGCUCCUCUUGAUCUCGAUACUGAACCCCAAAGGCCGGAUCCUGCAUAUGAAAGAUAUAUAAAAGAUCCAAAUCUUUAUAAUAUUCGUUGUAAUUAUGAAUUCCCGUGGCAGACUCCUCAACCUCAAGCUCAGGCAGAACAAGCACCACAAGCAGCCAGAAGGGCUGCACAGCCUGUGAGUCAACCUGCAGCAGCAGGGCCUAGUACUGCGGGAAGAUCCGCCGAUCCUUCAGGUGGAAUCUGCUUUGAAAAACUUGAUCCCAAUGCUCCCGUACCUAAACAUAUUAGACGGAUAUUCAGAAUCUGCAAAUUACCACCAGACCUUCGGGAACCUCCUCCAACCGACCCAACCUUCAAACCUGAUGCCGAAUAUGAAAGACUUAUGAGAGAUCCGCGUCGUUUUGAUUACAAUUGUGAUUUUGAUUUCCCGUGGAAAGAAACGACCUUUACAGGAUUUCGUAGUGCUCAACAAAAAAAGGCUCCACCUCAACCAAUGAGACCGCCUCCUUCGCCUGGAAUCACCGGUCUCCCACCCCAAUUCAGCUUUAAGAAAGGCACCGUAGGUAAUCCUCCUCCUGGAAAUAUUAAACGUGCGUACAGAAUUCAUAAUAUGCCACCAGAACUUCGCCACCCUCCUCCCACCGAUCCAAACUUUAAACCUGAUGCUGAAUAUGAAAGACUUAUGAGAGAUCCUCGUCGUUUUGAUUUCAAUUGUAAUAGCGAUUUCUCCUGGAUGGAACCCACUUCUAUAGCUUUUGGUAAUAUUCCACAAGAUAUUCGUGAUACCUUACACGUACCAUUGCAACCUACGGGUAAUCCAAAAGUUCAGCGUGUAUUUAGAAUUUGCAAUCUUCCACGUGAACUUCUACGUCCUCCUCGUUAUUCUGCUAAUCCACCUGAUCCUGAAUAUGAUAGAAUACUAAAAGAUCCAAAUCUUUAUAAUUACAACUAUGUUAGAGAUUAUCCAUGGUUGGAUUCUUCAAAUGCCGAUGGAUGCGAUGCAAAACAAGAUGGUACUUCAAAAAUUGAUUUAAGUAGAAAAGAUUCAAAUCUUGUACUCUCCUGUACUCAGGAUGAAAAUCAAAAAAAAAAAGUUGGAAUACCUAAAAAACCAAAUUUAUCACCGGAUGAAAUAAAAUCACUUAUACAAUCUGAAGCACAGGAUGUCGAAUUGACCAAAUGUGUUACAUUUGAUGAGAAAAAAACAUACAAAAAACCUUGUCCGAAACAACAAAAAGCUCAGGAUCGUGUUAAAUAUUUACUUUCCGAACACGAAAAUCUACCUGGACCUAGUUUUUCCACAAAGGAUUACGGCCCGAUGAUUGAUCCCGAUCCUGAUGAUAUUUCACCGGAAGUGGCAGCAGCAAUGAUAUUUUCACACGAAAAAGGAAUAGAAUUAGAAUCAUGUCCGAAUGAAACAAUUAAACAUCUUUUCCCUGAAGAAAGACAUCCUUGCAGUAAAUUACCGGAGAGUAAGAUUUCAGUUGUAGAAAAUAAAAAAGAAAAAGAUGAAUUGAUACAAAAAAGUGCCGGAGUACCAUCUGAAGGAGUUAGCGAUUCAGCUUAUACGAAUACGAUAAAACAAAAAGGAGAUGAAAAUUUGAGUCGAGCUUCAUGCGAAUUAAAUUUAAAUUUUACCAAAAAGAAAACGGAAUAUGUUUUGCUAUCUAAAAAACCUCAGAGAAUAAACAAGAUACAAUAUAGAGGAAACGUACCCACUUGGUUUCCGGGGUAUUUUUCAGCUUUCCCUGACGAAUUAGGUAUUAAAGUUGUUUCGUCUCCUUCCGGUUUAUUUAAUAAAGCGUGGAUGUUAACAAAUCCAGAUAAUGUACCAUCAUCUGGUAUCACAGUUAUCGAGUAA